Molecule: messenger RNA, 1223 nt
Organism: Malania oleifera
Lineage: Eukaryota; Viridiplantae; Streptophyta; Magnoliopsida; Santalales; Ximeniaceae
Exons: 5
Coding region: 133-1074 (313 amino acids)
Source: RefSeq, a predicted model, not a curated record
CCCCACCUCCCGCUGCUGCAUGUGGCAUCCGCACCAAUUUGGCUCGAUACAAACCGAUGUCGUUUUAAUUCCGAGGAAACAACAAGUUCAGUGCUCACCUGAUGGCUCACAUGGUCCAACGGGUGGACACUAAUGGAGGCACUCUAUCUACUCUGCUCCGUCAUCUCCACCUUCGUCACCUCCCUCACUCUCUCUCUCCACCUCCCCUUCCGCUGGCUUCUCCGCCGGCUAUGGCUACGCUCCGUCGCCCCAGACUCAGUGUCUCUCUACCAAGGCACCAUCUGGCACGAGCGCACCGUCCCAGUCCAUCACUCCUUCAGCUACCCUGUCCGAUACGCGCUCAUUGACCUCGACCGCGCCCCCCGCCCUGUCCCCAACCCCAACCAUCUAUCUGCCGACCAUGCUCGCCGAGUCGCCCAGACCCACGGACCCGUUUUUCUUCUGACAAUACCUCCUAGUGUGGGAUAUGAACAAAACCCAUUGAGUUUGUACUUUUGCUAUGACACGGAAGACUCUUCUCAGAAUCUGAAGAAGUGUAUUGCUGAGGUGACCAAUACACCAUGGGGUGAAAGAGUAUCAUUUGUUUUCAAUCCGACCUCUGAUUUAGUAGCAAAGCCGUUACAUGUCAGUCCUUUUAUGGAUAUGCUUGGGAAUUGGCGCUUCAGAACCACUGCACCUGGGGAUAAUCUGUUUGUAGUAAUUUCAGUUCAACAUCCAGAGCUUGGUGACUAUUUCAGAUCUAUCUUGUCACUCAAGAAGGUCUCCUCAUCAUUUGAAGCUGAUCAUGAUCUCUUCUUCUGGUUGAUGCCUCAUAAAGUUGCUUUGUGGAUAUAUUGGCAAGCCCUCAAGCUUUGGUGGAAAAAUGUGCCACUCAUCCAACACCCAAAGUAUCUAAACUCUUCAUACAGGGAGGAAGCUUUGAUGCGCAAUCGAAGGCUCGAAUGCUGCCCAGCAAUUGGAUUGAACAAACAUAAAUAUCUGCAAGUUGAAGGGAGUGAUUCUGAAUUUGUGGUCAGCAGGCAAUCUGGGGAUCGUUGGUUCGCUUGGAGAGAUGCUAAAUGGCCCUGGUCUUGAAUGGUAACAGUCAGUCUUUGUGUUGCCACUCAUUUUAGAACGGGUUGUAGCCUAUAUAUGAUUUUUUUUUCAUUUAUUUAUUUAUUUUUGAUGUCCAAAUAGUCGAGUAUAUGUGGGUUUAGUAAUCAGAAAGUACUUUGAUUGAUUAA